This is a messenger RNA of Anastrepha ludens (Mexican fruit fly), 3102 nucleotides long. RefSeq names its product RNA/RNP complex-1-interacting phosphatase. The record is from RefSeq and is a predicted model, not a curated record. NCBI's taxonomy places the organism in Eukaryota, Metazoa, Arthropoda, Insecta, Diptera, Tephritidae. Bases 170 to 1282 code for a protein of 370 amino acids. The transcript is spliced from 8 exons. Gene Ontology annotation, molecular function: polynucleotide 5'-phosphatase activity; protein tyrosine/serine/threonine phosphatase activity. Gene Ontology annotation, biological process: protein dephosphorylation.
GAGUGGCAUUACUACUUGCUGGUUGACGUUUAUGGGCAUGCUCGAUAAAUGCCAAAAAUCACGUAAAUAUUUACUGGUUUGGGUAAAUUUUAUUAAAAAAUUCUAUAUUUUAUAAUUGCUGAGAUAUAUUCUGUUAUUCGUACAUCAACAAACAAAUAACCUUAAAAUUAUGGCACGUAAUAUACCAGAGAGAUGGCUAAACUAUAAACCUAUUGGAAAGCGGAUAGAGGGAACACGUUUCAUUGCAUUUAAGGUUCCGCUACGCGAGUGUAUUAAUGAAGGCGUGCAUGAAGAGCAGCGACUCGAUGCCAAUAUUUUAAUGAAGACAAUACCUAAUUUGGGUAUGAUUAUCGAUCUGACUAAUACCACGAGGUAUUAUAAUCCUCAUAGUUUAAUGAAAAAGGGUUUAGAGUAUAGUAAACUAAUGAUUCCUGGCCAUCAUACGCCGCCGCCCAAUUUGGUUAAUCAGUUCAAAAAACUGGUUAUGACUUUUUUAAAAAAUAACGCCUGCAAUGACAAACUAAUUGGUGUUCACUGUACGCAUGGAGUCAACCGCACGGGGUAUCUUAUAUGCAACUACAUGAUUUCCGAAUUAAAUGCGAAGCCGGAAGAGGCGAUAAAUAAAUUCAACGUUGCGCGUGGCCAUAAAAUCGAGCGUACAAACUAUUUAGACUCUCUUUAUGAUUUAGCGAAAAGAAAACAAGGCAACAACAGCCAGAGACGUGAUCACAAAGAUAAUUCGAUCGAGAAAAACUUACAACACAAACGCUUUAAUAAAAUGCCCCGCCAAGCACCAAUACCGUUGCGUGCACCGCUGGACCCAGUAGUGCUGCCAUCACCAAAAGUGUACGAUAGACGUAAUCGCUUUGAUCCCAGCCAAGAACCAAUGCCGUUGCGUGCACCACCGAACCCAGUAGUGCUGCCAUCACCAAAAGUGUUCGAUAGACGUAAUCGCUUUGAGCGUUUUCGACUGGAAGCAAAUACGCACAGUCAACGUUAUUCAAGACAGACAGCUGCAACUUCACCAUCAACACGCCAAUACAGAACAGCACCGAGGAAUGAUACCAAUUAUAACAGAGCAGAUAAGAGUUAUCGUUCACAAGGCGACACAAACUAUUCAUGCAAUAAAACUUAUAGAGAUGCAACACACUCGAAAAUGAAUAAUCCUUUUUUUGCGAAUGCGCCUGGUAAUCGCCAGUAUAACAAUAAACCAAAUGAGCGGCAAUAUAAAUACGGCGAUCAUGAUCGUUGCAGAGGCGAACGAAGGGACAACAAGUACUGAUAUCAUCCACAUCGUCACGUAUAACAUAUUGUUGGGCGCUUAGCAUAGUUUUAAGUUUCCUUAUUUUAAUUUUUGAAAAUAUUUUUUUGAAAAAUGAACAGAAUCAUGGCAAAAUGAGGAGAAAUUGCAGUUUAACUGAAGACGAUUGCUAUUGCUGCAUACUUUGUAUCAUUGCACUAUGGCUCAUAAUCAAUUGUAUAUGUAAAGGGUGUUUUUUUAGAGGUUAGGUUUUCAAGAUGAAAUAAAACGUAUAUAAUUUAAUGUUAUGGCUAAGAAUUUAGCUUUAUUAUAAAGAUAAGGGUUUGCCAUUAUGUUUUAAAAAUGAUUUCGGGCAAGUGGCCGCCGCGGCUGGCUCGAAUAAAUUCCAGCCGAGAGGCCCAAUUUUCGACCACUUUUUUCAGCAAUUGGGGCCGUAUGUCAGCAAUAACGCGUCGAAUAUUCUCUUCCAAGACGUCAAUCGUCUCGGGCUUAUCUGCGUAGACAAGCGACUUCACAUAGCCCCAUAAGAAAUAGUCCAGCGGUGUUAUAUCGCACGAUCUUGGAGGCCACGCCACAGGUCCACGGCGCGAGAUAAUGCGCUCACCAAAAGUUUCCUUCAAUAAAUCGAUUGUUGCGUUGGCUGUAUGGCAUGUAGCGCCGUCUUGUUGGAACCAAAGGUCGUCCACAUCAACAUCGUCCAAUUCAGGCACGAAAAAGUCAUUAAUCAUGGCUCUAUAGCGCUCUCCAUUGACUGUAACAUUAUGGCCGGCUUCAUUUUUAAAGAAAUAUGGACCAAUGAUUCCCUCUGCCCAUAGAGCACACCAAACAGUGACUUUUUGAGGAUGUAACGGCGUCUCAGCAAUGGCUUGUGGAUUAUGUUCACUCCAAAUGCGACAAUUUUGCUUAUUGACAUACCCAUUCAACCAAAAGUGAGCUUCAUCGCCGAACAAAAUUUUCUUGUGAAAAUCGGGAUCGGUGGCCAUCUCGUUUUGGGCCCAAAUUUGCACGAUUUGCAAACGUUGUUCAGGUGUAAGUCUAUUCAUUAUGAAAUGGCAAACCAAACUGAGCAUAAAUCAAGUGACAGCUGUCAAAAAGACCAUCUACGAAAAAAGUAGUGCCAACUUGAAAACCUAACCUCUAAAAAAACACCCUUUAUUAUAUUUUUGACAACCAAACUAAUUUGAUAAGUACGAUUUUUUAUUGUAUAUAUACACAAUUAUGUACACAAUAAUAUAAAUUAGGUGAAGUAAAAAUUAAUAUACAUAUGUGCGUAGUUAUAAUUAUUUUUAAGUAAAUGGCUUCAGACAUUGCUCGACGAUUUCCAUGAUUUUAUCAAAAAGCUUUGACGUUGGGUCUAUCAGAACAUAGAUGCUGAAUGCACCGCUUUGCUGUUGCAUUGGAACGAAUUUUAAUGAUUGAUAUUAAAACCAGUAAUAUGGACAUAAAGAAAACCAAAACUUCCAAGUCAAAACUAAAUUUCUUUUAUCUAAUAAUACCAUUGUUUAGGCCAUAUGCGAAGGAUUAAUAGCGCCUACUGUUGCGGCUAAUACGAACGUUUUGCUAGCCAACCGCUUCUGGCCCUUGCAAUGUUAAGGUCGCUAACUUAUUUCCCCGUCGAACAGUUCAAACACUAACUGUGCAAAAAGCCGUUCGGGGAGGUAUCUUACCUUUAAAUUUAUUUUUGAAACAACACUUGAAAAUCAGAAGCGGGCGCUAAAGAUAAGACUUUAAUUAGGUCAAAAUUGUAUUUACAUAUGUACACAUACUUUAAUAUACUGCAUAAGUAAAUGUAUAUAUUAAAAAAAGAAAAGUAAUAAAGUGCUGAUAGCAAAUAACCAAUA